GUCACGUCACUCGCUGACCGUUUGAACGUGGACUUUGCGUUGAUACACAAGGAACGCAAACGUGCCAACGAAGUUGACAAGAUGGUUCUCGUGGGCGAUGUUCGUGGCAGAGUGGCGAUUUUGGUCGAUGACAUGGCAGAUACAUGUGAUGAGUUUAGACUGCUAGAAGCAGGUGCUGACAAAGUUUACGCGAUAUGUGUUCACGGCGUAUUUUCGGGACCCGCUUUGGCACGCCUGAAUAACUCGUGUUUCGAGUCGGUGGUGGUGACAAACACAAUUCCACAAGAGGAGAACAUGAAAAAGUGUCCAAAGAUUCAGUGUAUUGACAUUUCGAUGAUUCUUGCUGAGGCCAUACGCCGUACGCACAACGGUGAAUCUGUUUCUUACCUAUUUUCGCAUGUUCCAAUGUGA
Messenger RNA from Soboliphyme baturini, 411 nucleotides. The record is from the annotation of a GenBank genome assembly. NCBI's taxonomy places the organism in Eukaryota, Metazoa, Nematoda, Enoplea, Dioctophymatida, Soboliphymatidae.